Molecule: messenger RNA, 1442 nt
Organism: Daucus carota subsp. sativus
Lineage: Eukaryota; Viridiplantae; Streptophyta; Magnoliopsida; Apiales; Apiaceae
Product: omega-3 fatty acid desaturase, endoplasmic reticulum
Exons: 8
Coding region: 73-1239 (388 amino acids)
Biological process (GO): unsaturated fatty acid biosynthetic process
Cellular component (GO): chloroplast envelope
Molecular function (GO): oxidoreductase activity, acting on paired donors, with oxidation of a pair of donors resulting in the reduction of molecular oxygen to two molecules of water; omega-3 fatty acid desaturase activity
Source: RefSeq, a predicted model, not a curated record
AAUUACAGUGCUUAAGUGUUUCUAUAUAUAUCACUAGGCCUUCCAUGUUUUUUCUCAGUGUAACAAGUUGAAAUGGCAGUUCACUCGGUGCAUCGAGAGAAGGUUGAAGGAGAUCAGACCAUGAAAAAUGGACUUGAUUGCGAUAAUGUGGGCAGUGAGGAGUUUGAUCCGACUGCCCCUCCUCCGUUCAAGCUAGCGGAGAUCAGAGCUGCCAUUCCCAAGCAUUGUUGGGUGAAGAAUCCUUGGAGGUCUCUGAGUUAUGUCAUCAGGGAUUUUGCUGUUAUUUUUCUACUGCUCAUAUUGGCCAUGCACUUCAACAAUUGGGCUUUCUGGCCUAUUUAUUGGGUAGCUCAGGGGACCAUGUUCUGGGCACUCUUUGUUCUUGGCCAUGAUUGUGGACAUGGAAGCUUUUCUGAUAACCCAAGAUUGAAUAGCAUAUUUGGACAUAUAUUGCAUUCUUCAAUUCUUGUGCCAUACCAUGGAUGGAGAAUUAGCCACAGAACUCACCAUCAGAACCAUGGGAAUAUCGAGAAGGAUGAAUCUUGGGUUCCUAUACCAGAGAAGAUAUAUAAGAGUCUGCCGGUCCACAUCAAAUUUUUGAGAUUUAAAAUUCCUUUUCCCAUAUUUGCUUAUCCCCUAUAUCUGAUCAGCAGAAGCCCGGGGAAAACAGGUUCACAUUUCAAUCCAUAUAGUGAUAUAUUUCACCCCAGUGAGAGGAAUUUGGUUGUAACUUCGACAUUGUGCUGGACUGCAAUGCUUGCUUUACUUGGCUAUCUGGCUAAUACAAUUGGUUCAAUUCAGCUGCUCAAACUAUAUGGGGUUCCCUACAUUAUUUUUGUGAUGUGGAUCGAUUGUGUUACUUAUUUGCAUCACCAUGGCUAUGACAAGAAGCUUCCGUGGUACCGUGGCAAGGAAUGGAGUUACUUGAGAGGAGGAUUAACUACUAUUGAUCGUGAUUACGGAUGGAUUAACAAUAUCCACCACGACAUUGGAACUCAUGUUAUACAUCAUCUCUUCCCUCAAAUCCCACAUUACCACCUUAUAGAAGCGACGAGAGCAGCUAAGCCAGUGCUGGGGAAGUAUUACAGGGAGCCGAGAAAAUCAGGGCUAUUUCCAUUUCACCUGGUUAAAGAUAUGCUAAAAAGCAUACAACAAGACCAUUAUGUUAGUGAUGCUGGGGAAGUUGUGUUCUAUCAGAAAGACCCUCAACUUAACGUAUUUUUUCACAAGUCGGAGUGAUUCUCCAUGGCGAUGUUGGUCUGGUAUUGUGGUUUAUUGUUCUUUAGAUUUAUGAAGAAGUUAUCCUGUUCUUAAAGUUGCAAUUAUUUCUCCUAGGAAGUAAGGAGGAAAUUAAACUGUUGUUAUGUUGCACUUGUAUGUGUUGUUUUACUGUGUAAGCUACAACUUAGAAGUUUUGAAUGCAAUAAUUUACAGCUUUUAAA